AUGUCACCGCCGCUGCCUGUGCUGCCGCUGUUGCUGCUAACUGCUGUCAGCCUGUGUGGCGCAAACUUCUCCGAGCUGGGCCUGUGUCCGCAGGCGCCCCGCCAGACGGACGUCGCCAUCGGGAGGCUCGCCGGCAUCUGGUACGAGCAGAUGCGCUACAGGGACCCCGGCUUCCGGGCGCGUUGCACGCGGCUGGUGCUGACGCCGCUCGCCGACGGUCGCGUCCGGAUAAACGAGACGCGCCUGGACGCGGCCGACGGCAGCCGGUACGAGACGGCGGACGUGGCGCGGCUGGACGACGGCCUGCUCCGAACCGCGAGCUCCGACUACAUGGUGAUAGCGACCGACUACCGGCAGCACAGCAUGCUGCAGCUGUGUCGCCAGUACCGGGGCUUCCACGACGACUGCCCGGUCGCCUGA
Pollicipes pollicipes is the source of this 420-nucleotide messenger RNA. RefSeq names its product apolipoprotein D-like. The coding region runs from base 1 to 420 and encodes 139 amino acids. Lineage: Eukaryota; Metazoa; Arthropoda; Thecostraca; Pollicipedomorpha; Pollicipedidae. The transcript is spliced from 2 exons. The record is from RefSeq and is a predicted model, not a curated record.